AUGUCAUACAGAGGAGCAUCCGUCUCACAGGAGACCAUGAACAGUAAGUUAAAGAAGGAGCUAUCUGGGAUGAAAUUCCCCAAAAUCUUCAAGGAAAAAGUUGACUUACAGAAUAUCGAUAAGAUGGUUAUUGAUGAGUGGAUACGGAAACGGCUGGAUGAGCUGAUCCCGGAUGAUGAUAUCCUGGUUGAGUUCACACUGGAGCUUUUGCAUGCCUCCAACACCCCGGAUAUGAGAACGAUACAGCUGCAACUACUGCCAUUUCUUGGAGAAACGGACUCUCCCAGAUUUUGCAAAGAGUUGUGGGAGCUGCUUUUGAGUGCACAGGACGACAAGGAUGGUAUACCCGCUGUUUUGCUAGAGGCUAGGAAAAAGGAGAUCGAGAGACAACGGGCUUUGGAAGUCGCAAAGAAGGAAAACCGUACGAGAAAGGAUAGACGGGAAUUUCCAACCAACAGGGAUUCAAAUUUCAGUGAAAACAGGGCCAGAGACCACAGAUCUAGCGACUACAGGUCUAAUGAGAGAUACGACGAGCGUGAUGCUAGCGACAGAGAUAGCCACACUCGCAGAAUUAACCACAGAGGUGGAUACCGCGAUAGGGAAUAUAAUAGAGACACAGGCAACAGGUCAGCAGGAUAUCGAAGAAGGGAUUACAGAGGAACGGAUGCCAAAGAUAGAGACGAGAGGUGA
Molecule: messenger RNA, 690 nt
Organism: Kuraishia capsulata CBS 1993
Lineage: Eukaryota; Fungi; Ascomycota; Pichiomycetes; Pichiales; Pichiaceae
Exons: 1
Coding region: 1-690 (229 amino acids)
Biological process (GO): regulation of mRNA splicing, via spliceosome; mRNA processing
Cellular component (GO): spliceosomal complex
Molecular function (GO): RNA binding
Source: RefSeq, a predicted model, not a curated record